AUGCUCACCUUUCGCCGCGCUCUCGUGGCUGCGGCGUUCUUCAUCACGAUUCUCUUCCUCACGACACGGUCGACUUCGCCAGCUGCCACGUCAUCUGCGGUCGAAUUUCCGAAAGCACAACCUGGCGCUGGAUCAAAGCAGCAGUCACAGACGACAGCGUCCUCCGACCAAGACCUUCUCAACGACGAUGCGGUACAUGUUGGGGGGAACCGCAAUAAGCCGUCUCCGCAGGGACAGAAAACAAUGCAGGACAUGUCCAAAAUGACACUCAACGAAAAGCUCGCAUACCAGUUCCCCUACGACGUCGAGACAAAGUUUCCCGCCUACAUCUGGCAGACGUGGAAGUGGACACCAGCACAGGGCGAAUUCAACUUCCGCGAGCAAGAGGCGACAUGGACGGAACAGCAUCCAGGCUUCAUACACGAGGUCAUCACGGACCAGGUGGCCGUGCAUUUGCUGCGGCUGCUCUACGCAUCGGUGCCCGAAGUAUUGGAGGCAUAUGAGGCGCUCCCGCUGCCAGUUCUCAAGGCCGAUUUCUUUCGCUACCUGAUUCUGCUAGCAAGAGGAGGGAUAUACUCGGACAUUGACACGUAUGCGAUCCGCAGCGCCCUUGACUGGAUCCCCGAGUCGGUACCCCGGAACACGGUUGGGCUAGUGAUUGGCAUCGAGGCGGAUCCCGAUCGCCCAGACUGGAAGGACUGGUACAGCCGGAGGAUACAGUUUUGCCAGUGGACCAUCCAGAGCAAGCCGGGACAUCCGAUCUUGCGGGAAACGGUAGCGCGCAUCACGGAGCAAACGCUGCAGCGCAAGCGGGCCGGGUCGCUGAACAAUAUUAUCGACAAGAAUGUCAUUGAAUUCACAGGUCCGGCGCUCUGGACGGAUAUCAUAUUUGAGUACUUCAAUGACGAGCGCUAUUUCGACAUGACGCAAUCCGCCGGACCCAUUGACUACCGUAACUUUACCGGCAUGGAGGCACCGAAACAGGUUGGGGAUGUCAUUGUACUCCCGAUCACAAGCUUCUCCCCAGGCGUCCAGCAGAUGGGCGCCAAGGAUUAUGAUGAUCCAAUGGCUUUUGUGAAGCACGAUUUUGAAGGCACAUGGAAACCCGAAAGUGAGCGCCAUAUUGGGGAGAAAUAA
Messenger RNA from Canariomyces notabilis, 1137 nucleotides. Its product is annotated as glycosyltransferase family 32 protein. The coding region runs from base 1 to 1137 and encodes 378 amino acids. Gene Ontology annotation, molecular function: alpha-1,6-mannosyltransferase activity. Gene Ontology annotation, cellular component: mannan polymerase complex. Lineage: Eukaryota; Fungi; Ascomycota; Sordariomycetes; Sordariales; Chaetomiaceae. The record is from RefSeq and is a predicted model, not a curated record. The transcript has 2 exons. Gene Ontology annotation, biological process: protein N-linked glycosylation.